Messenger RNA from Plasmodium gallinaceum, 864 nucleotides. It is a transcript of the gene DHHC12, whose product is annotated as palmitoyltransferase, putative. Gene Ontology annotation, biological process: peptidyl-L-cysteine S-palmitoylation; protein targeting to membrane. Gene Ontology annotation, cellular component: endoplasmic reticulum; Golgi apparatus. Gene Ontology annotation, molecular function: protein-cysteine S-palmitoyltransferase activity. The transcript is spliced from 10 exons. The record is from RefSeq and is a predicted model, not a curated record. Bases 1 to 864 code for a protein of 287 amino acids. NCBI's taxonomy places the organism in Eukaryota, Apicomplexa, Aconoidasida, Haemosporida, Plasmodiidae.
AUGAAUACUUUAAAAAGCUAUAUGAAUUUGAUUUUUCUUAAAGCUAAUCACUAUUUUCAAUUUUAUUAUUCGUUUUCAAUGUAUGUAAAAAUAAAAAAAAAAAUUAUCUUUGAAAUAGAAAAAGAGACGUACUUUAUAUUAGAAAGAUAUUACAAUACUAGUUGUAAUAGUUUUUUCUGUAUGCUAAUUUUUAUAAGUGGCUUUUCAUCUUUUUUAUUGUGUUCAUUAAGUGAUCCUGGAAAAAUAUCCAGUAAAUACUUAGAUAAACAUUUAAAAUUUUAUCCAUAUGAUGGAAUUAUUUUUCAUAAAGACUCAGAAUGUGAAACUUGCAAAAUUAAAAAGCCUGCAAGAAGUAAGCAUUGUAAAUAUUGUUCUUCAUGUAUAUCCCGUUAUGAUCAUCAUUGUUUUUUGUUAAAUAAUUGUAUUGGUGGAUAUAAUAAUGUUUAUUUUAUUAUUUUUAUAUGUGUAAACAUUAUUAUAACUUUUUAUUCUUCUUAUAUUAGUCUAUAUAGUGUAAUCAAAUAUGAGAAUCUUUUAGAAGCAACCUUUAUAAAUCAUAAGACAAAUGAAAUUUUACCAAAUUCUUAUUUAACAAUUGUCAAUUAUUUAUUUUCUGAAUAUAGUGCCACAUUCUCCUUAUUCAUUAUAUCUAUAUCUACAUUUUUUUGUAUACUACUAUUUUUUUUACAUGAAAUAUAUUUGAAUUUUUAUGUUAAUAUGACAAAUAAUGAAAAAGCAAAGUAUAACAAAUUAAAAAAUAGCAAUCUUCAUAGGAAUAAAAAUUUUUACAGUUUUAUAAGAAAUGUGAAUGAUGCUCUGUUUUAUAAAAAAAAUAUAGAAAAUUUUCCUAAAAAAUUUUCUUAA